GACAAAGCAACUCCAAAAGAUUGUUAACUACCUUCAAAGCUUUGUUUUAUUCUGUGUUCAAAUAAAAAUGUAGUUAAGUAAAAACUUUUGAAAAUUAGAUUCUAAGAGAAAGUCUAUUUAGGAUGUGGAUAAAUGUAACCAUUUAACUUGAGUAGAUGACUAAACCUAGCAAUAACAAGCUUUAAAAUAACCAAGCGUAACCCCUACCAAACAACAAAACUAUUAAUUCACCUUUUAGAUACUUGAUGGACGUAAAGCUAUACGAUGAAGUGAACGUGGUUUCAAGAGAGGAAUGGGGAGCUGUGGUCCCGACGGGGUCCAAAAAGUUAAAACUGCCAGCUCCUAACGUAAUUUUCACCUACUGCACUCACAGGAAGAAGAAGGAAUGGCCACUAUGUAUGGACCACGAGGAGUGCUGCCGAACACUCAGGGAUAUGCAGGAGUAUUACAUGAAGGAGGAACUGAUGAGGGAUUUGCCUUACAACUUCAUCGUUGGAGGCGAUGGCACCAUUUACGAAGGCCGCGGGUGGUAUGUGAAACCAGCCAAAAACGAAAACUGGAAAGAACUCUACGGAAGAAGUGUCGAAAUUGCCUACAUGGGAGACCACCAUGAGAGGCGUCCGAACAAGAAAAUGUGGCGAGCGGCGUGGGACUUUGUAGUAAUGUCUGUGGACACGAUGCACAUAGAGAAUUUCUAUGAGUUUAUAGAGAACUAUGACGAAGCCAAACUUGACGCCAUCCAAGCAAAGAAGCCUUGGUACAAACAGUUUUAUCACUUCAAAGGUGUCUAAUACACGCUAGUACAACUGUAAGCUCCUUUUGGAUAAAUUGUAAUGCAUUUUUUUUUAUUAGGAACAAACUGUGUUAUAACUUUUAGUUUAUUCAGAACUUAACAGUGGUAUUCUUUUAAUUUAUUUAGAACUUAACAGUGGUGUUCUUUUAGUGUCUAGGAAUAAACAGAAUCAACGAUUAGUGUUCAGCAAGAAAUAAUCGAAAUUUGUCAAAGUUACCUUAGAAAUGUGUGGUGUUAAAACGUGUAAGAUUUAGUAAGUAUAGUAUUGCGUGGUUAUA
Molecule: messenger RNA, 1071 nt
Organism: Macrosteles quadrilineatus (aster leafhopper)
Lineage: Eukaryota; Metazoa; Arthropoda; Insecta; Hemiptera; Cicadellidae
Product: peptidoglycan recognition protein 3-like
Exons: 4
Coding region: 246-791 (181 amino acids)
Biological process (GO): peptidoglycan catabolic process
Molecular function (GO): N-acetylmuramoyl-L-alanine amidase activity; zinc ion binding
Source: RefSeq, a predicted model, not a curated record